UUCAUUUGCACAGGACAUAAACAUCUCACACUAUUUUUUUUUUCAAUUGUCAUUUUAUAAAGAUAAUAUUCAAUAAAUUAAAAAAAGUUUUUAUUUAAUUAUGGGGAAGAAAAUGUAUCCACAAAUAAACAACAAACAAGCCAACUUAGUUGAUGCCCCACCAUCUUAUGAACAAACAAUUAACCAACAUCCAUAUCCAACAGCUCCGACAGCUCCAUCGACAGCAUUUAUCCAGCCACCUAUUCAUACACAACAACCACAACAACAGCAACAACCACCAAUUAUUUUGGUCCAAACCCUACAUCCAUUAGGACCUCGUCCAUGUGUUCUUGUUUGUCCGAGUUGUCAUCAACAGCAAAAGACUAAAGUUCGAAAUGAAUCAUCAAUAAAGACCCAUAUAUUCGCAGGCAUUCUGUGUUUUUUAGGGUUUUGUUGUUGUGCAUGCCUGCCCUACUGUAUGGACACUUGUCGAAAUACAAACCAUUAUUGCAGCAAUUGCAAUGCUUAUAUUGGAAUGUAUAAAAAAUAAAGGAGCUACCACCAAUUAUUGAGAAGUGAAGACAAAACUAGGGAUUUAAUUUUUAUUUGCCAAAUAGUUUAAUUAAGUCUUAAGUGAAUUAAUAAAUACUAUAUCGAUAAAUCAAUUACCUAUCUAUUUAAAGUUAUAAAUGUUAUGAAUGAAUUCAAGUUCAGUCCAUAUAAUGUAUCUUGUGAGUAAAUUUUGUAUAAGAUAGCCAAAGCUUUCUUUUGAUUCUUUAGCUAUUUCUUUAAAGAAUCAAUUAUUAAACAUAAAAUGUAUUGUGUUGUAAUUAAUAAA
Molecule: messenger RNA, 817 nt
Organism: Episyrphus balteatus (marmalade hoverfly)
Lineage: Eukaryota; Metazoa; Arthropoda; Insecta; Diptera; Syrphidae
Product: lipopolysaccharide-induced tumor necrosis factor-alpha factor homolog
Exons: 3
Coding region: 101-529 (142 amino acids)
Molecular function (GO): zinc ion binding
Source: RefSeq, a predicted model, not a curated record